This is a messenger RNA of Pygocentrus nattereri (red-bellied piranha), 1527 nucleotides long. Its product is annotated as keratin, type I cytoskeletal 13-like. Lineage: Eukaryota; Metazoa; Chordata; Actinopteri; Characiformes; Serrasalmidae. Gene Ontology annotation, molecular function: structural molecule activity. The transcript has 7 exons. Bases 129 to 1388 code for a protein of 419 amino acids. The record is from RefSeq and is a predicted model, not a curated record.
AGGUGUGGAACAUUACUUCAGGCCACCCACCGGAUUCUUUCCUACAGGCAUAAAGGGACCAGUUUCCUCCGCUCUCCACCCAUUUUCCUCCAGCCUGAGCAGAAGGGAACUGAAUCUCCAACAGCACUAUGGCCGCAGACCUCUCCACCUACAGCCUCGUCUCCUCCACCGGUUUUAUGAGGGCCAGCCCUCUGUGGACUGCCUCCAGUGGCAUCCACCUGGACAGCAAGAGGGCCGGCAGCGUCUAUGGUGGAGCUGGAGGCUCUGGGGUUCGUAUCUCCACUGCCAGCAGCAGGAGGGCCGGCAGCGUCUAUGGUGGAGCUGGAGGCUCUGGGGUUCGUAUCUCCACCGCCAGCAGCUUCGCAAGUGGCUUCAACCUGUCCGACGAAGUGGACAUCUCUGCAAAUGAGAAGGUCACCAUGCAGAACCUCAACAACCGUCUGGCCUCCUACCUGGACAAGGUGCGCUCCCUGGAGAAGGCCAAUGCUGAGCUGGAGCUGAAGAUCCACCAGUUCCUGGAGAGCAAGACCUCCCCUAAUGCUCGGGACUACUCUGCAUACUACAGCACCAUCAGUGACCUCCAGGCUAAGAUCCAAAAUGCCAUUACAGUGAAUGAUGGAUUCUAUCUUGAUAUUGAUAACGCCAAGCUGGCAGCUGAUGACUUCAGAGUCAAGUAUGAGAGUGAGCUGGCCAUGAGACAGUCUGUGGAUGCCGACAUUGCUGGGCUGAGGAAGGUUCUGGAUGAGCUGACCUUGGUCAGGUCAGACCUGGAGAUGCAGAUUGAGGGUCUGAGGGAGGAGCUGGUGUGUCUGAAGAAGAACCAUGAGGAGGAGCUCUUGGCAGUGCGCUCAGAGUUGGGUGGUCAGGUUAAUGUGGAAGUGGACGCCGCACCACAGGAAGACCUCUCUACCAUCUUGGCUGGAAUCCGCGAACAUUACGAAGCUGUGGUUGCCAAGAACCGCCAAGACCUGGAGGCCUGGUACCAGACCAAGAUCAAAGCACUGAGCAAAGAAGUCGCCAUCAGCACAGAAACCCUCCAGACGUCCAGAUCAGAGAUAACAGAGGUGAAGCGCACACUGCAGAGUGUAGAGAUCGAGCUGCAGUCUCAGCUCAGCAUGAAAGCGCCUCUCAAGACGACCCUUGCUGAGACCCAAAGUCGCUACGCUAGAAUGCUCGCUGGGUAUCAGGUGCAGGUGACCAGUCUAGAAGAACAGCUGGGGCAGCUCCGUGCUGACCUGGGGCGUCAGGGUCGCGAGUACCAGAUGCUUCUGGAUGUGAAGACCAGACUGGAGCUGGAGAUCGCCGAGUACAGAAGACUGAUGGAUGGAGAGACCAGCAGCACUACCACCACGACCACCACCCGGUCACCUACCCCUAGAAGGUUGUGAUUGCUACAGAAGAAGUGGUGGACGGUAAAGUGGUCAGUUCACCUUGAAACUUCACUAUGUGACACGAAGACCUUGAGUCCUAUGAAAUUGAUCCUAAAUGCUCAUAGAGAUCAAUAAAAUCAAGAAUUUAAACAAUGAA